Molecule: messenger RNA, 1691 nt
Organism: Aspergillus heteromorphus CBS 117.55
Lineage: Eukaryota; Fungi; Ascomycota; Eurotiomycetes; Eurotiales; Aspergillaceae
Product: actin-related protein 3
Exons: 4
Coding region: 96-1409 (437 amino acids)
Biological process (GO): Arp2/3 complex-mediated actin nucleation
Cellular component (GO): Arp2/3 protein complex; actin cortical patch
Molecular function (GO): actin filament binding
Source: RefSeq, a predicted model, not a curated record
CCCCCCCCUCCAAUCGCCAAUUCCACCUAUCCCACCUCUUCCUUUACCGGCCAGAUAAUCAGGGGGAGUGAGUGCCCUGCUCCACAUCAUCCGUCAUGGCCUCCCAAACCCCCGCCGUUGUCAUGGACAACGGAACCGGUUAUUCCAAGCUUGGUUUCGCCGGUAACGACUCGCCCUCUUUCGUCUUCCCCACGGCAAUUGCCACCAAGGCCGCAGGCGCAGGGGGUGCCUCCGCGGGCAGACCCCCCGUUGGGAACAAGCCGUCCUUCCUGGCUGGCGGUGGUGGGGCCGGCUCUCACCUGUCCGCGAAGCGUGGGACGGAGGACCUGGACUUCUUCAUCGGCGACGAGGCUCUGUCCGCCGCCAACGGCCCCGGAUAUGCCAUCAACUACCCCAUUCGUCAUGGCCAGAUCGAGAACUGGGAUCACAUGGAGCGCUUCUGGUCCAACUCCAUCUUCAAGUACCUGCGCGUCGAGCCCGAGGACCACUACUUCCUCCUCACCGAGCCGCCCUUGAACCCCCCCGAGAACCGCGAGAAUACCGCCGAGAUCAUGUUCGAGUCCUUCAACUGCGCCGGUCUCUACAUCGCCGUCCAGGCCGUGCUGGCGCUCGCCGCCUCCUGGACCUCCUCGAAAGUCACCGACCGCUCCCUCACCGGAACCGUCAUCGACUCCGGUGACGGUGUGACCCACGUUAUCCCCGUCGCCGAGGGCUACGUCAUUGGCUCCUCCAUCAAGAGCAUCCCCGUGGCCGGCCGAGACAUCACCUACUUCGUACAGAGCCUGCUCCGCGACCGCGGCGAGCCGGACAGCAGCUUGAAGACGGCCGAGAAGGUGAAGGAGGAAUACUGCUACGUGUGCCCGGACAUCGUCAAGGAGUUCGCCCGCUACGACCGCGAGCCCGAUCGCUUCCUGAAGCACACCGUCAGCGCGCCCAACGGCCGCAGCGUGAGCAUCGACAUCGGCUACGAGCGCUUCCUGGCCCCCGAGAUCUUCUUCAACCCCGAGAUCUACUCCUCCGACUUCCUCACCCCCCUGCCCAACGUCGUCGACGGCGUCAUCCAGUCCUCCCCCAUCGACGUGCGCCGAGGCCUCUACAAGAACAUCGUCCUGUCCGGCGGCUCCACACUGUACAAGGACUUCGGCCGGCGUCUGCAGCGCGACAUCCGGCACCUGGUGGACGCCCGCAUCCGCGCGUCCGAGGCGCGCAGCGGCGGCGCCAAGAGCGGAGGUCUGGACGUCGCGGUCGUGACGCAUAAGAGACAGAGACACGGCCCGUGGUUCGGAGGUAGCUUGCUCGGCCAGACGCCCGAGUUCCGCAGCUACUGCCACACCAAGGCCGAGUACGACGAGAUCGGCCCCAGCAUUGUCCGUCGGUUCGCUCUUCUGGGUGGACCUGGCAGCUCGUAAGCGGUUUCUUACUGCGUCGUACUGCCUUCUUCUAUCUCUCUCUCUCUGUGUGUCUGUUUGUUAUCGUUGUCUGUCUGUCUGUCUGUCUGUCUGUCCAUAGUUUUUCAUGAUUCGUCCGAAUGCCUUUCCAUCUGGCCUUCCGGCUUAUGUAUCCGGGGAAGAAAGUAAAUAGACGGUGUGUGCGGAGAUGGCAUGCAGCUUUAUGCUCGCUUGCUUCUGUCGCUAAAAUGGGAUCUGUUGAGUGGGUUGCUUCUUCUUUUUCUUCUUCUCGGCUCGAUGUAU